Messenger RNA from Musca domestica (house fly), 959 nucleotides. Its product is annotated as MoaC family. The record is from RefSeq and is a predicted model, not a curated record. NCBI's taxonomy places the organism in Eukaryota, Metazoa, Arthropoda, Insecta, Diptera, Muscidae. The coding region runs from base 318 to 767 and encodes 149 amino acids. The transcript has 3 exons.
UUUUGAAAUUUAAUUCAGUGCUCACUUUCGCUUGCAACGGUUCGUGAGUUGGUUUUUUGUAAACAUUUCUGGAGAAACAAUCACACUAUUAAAACACACGAUCUUAACAACAACAGCAACAAAAAAUAUAUCUGCCAAAAUCCGUGUAGAGGCUUAAAGCGUGUAUCUGCAAUUCAAAACAAAAUUUACAAAUCUCAAAAAUAAAAAAACAAACAAACCAAUCCCCCCAAAAAACAACCAUUAAAUAAAAAAACAAAACAGCAACCUAUUUAAAUUUUUAAUUAACUUUGCUCAAAUUAAAUAAACAAACAACAAAAAUGAAAUUCUUCAUCAAUGCCGCUGCUGUAUUCUUGUUGGUAGCCUGCGUCUAUGGUGCUGCCACCGACAAAAAAGACACCAAAGAAGAAGCUCCUGCCGAGGGAACCAUCAAAAUCUACAAACGUUUGAUCCCAGCUGAUGUGCUCAGAGAUUUCCCCGGCAUGUGCUUUGCUUCCACCCGCUGUGCUACCGUUGAAGUUGGCAAAUCAUGGGAAUUGACACCAUUCUGUGGUCGCUCAACUUGCGUACAAAAUGAAGAAGAUCCCUCAAAAUUGUUGGAAUUGGUUGAAGACUGUGGUCCAUUGCCAUUGGCCAAUGACAAGUGCAAAUUGGACACUGAAAAGACCAACAAGACAGCUGCCUUCCCCUACUGCUGUCCCGUCUUCACCUGUGAACCUGGUGUAAAAUUGGAAUACCCUGAAGCUGUUAAGGAAACCAAGAAGGAAUAAAUUUAUUUAAAAACAAAAACAACUUUAUUCUAAGCCUAAAACAACACCGCCCAAACAUCUUCUGUAAAUAAACAAUAAAAAACAAACACCCAAAAAAUUCCAAAACAAAAACCCAAAUCUCCACAAUCCUUUACUUGUAGGAAGACACAAAAACCUAUUUUGAUUCUACUUUUAACAAGAAAAAAAAAAUAA